Messenger RNA from Scophthalmus maximus (turbot), 2789 nucleotides. It is a transcript of the gene sapcd2, whose product is annotated as suppressor APC domain containing 2. The transcript is spliced from 6 exons. Bases 405 to 1853 code for a protein of 482 amino acids. The record is from RefSeq and is a predicted model, not a curated record. NCBI's taxonomy places the organism in Eukaryota, Metazoa, Chordata, Actinopteri, Pleuronectiformes, Scophthalmidae.
GUAAUAACAAAAGCACAACUCAAACUGGCGCAGACCUCGCGCCUGCGCCAAUCAGCGGCGAGCUCGUGCACACCGCGGCCAAUGGCUGGGCGCCGGGACGCUCGCGCACGGCCGUUUGAAGGGCGGUCCUGUCCUGGUGCAGAAAAAGGAAAGUAUGGAUCAGAGCGCGGGGGAGUGUCGGUGGAGGCUGGACGCGUCGGGGAAGAGAACAAAAACGUGAAUUAAACACCGAUUUCAGGCUUAAAGUCCGGUUUUUGAAAACAUGUAUUGUGUUUUCCAGUGAGCGACGAACUGUUCCCGUUGCUGCGUGUGUUCACGUUUGCGUUCGGCACAAAGUUGAGCCAACUCGUGUUCCGCGUAGUUGUCUGAUCGACUCGGUCCGCGGGGGAUCGUCGGCCCCUCCGAUGGCUCUGAUAGCGACCGACCGCGGCUGCAAACUGAACGGGACGUCGGCGACUUACGGCAGAGUCGGACCCAGGAAAGAAGCGCUCCGCGGGAAGUGCGACGGCUUCAAGAGUGCCAUGACGCAGCCCAAGGAGCAGGAGUACUCCACGGACGGCCUGCCCAAAGCCUUCCUGCACAGCCUGAGGACCCUGUUUGACAUCCUGGAUGACGGGGGAAGGGGCUACGUCCACAUCUCGGAGAUCGAGAGCCGCUGGCAGGGCGCGGACACCCGGGACCUGCCCGGCGGGGUGCUGGGCUGCCUCAGGAGGGUCACCCCGCCGCACGGCUGCCUCACCUUCGAGCGGUUCGUCGCGGGGCUGCGGUACUCCAUGCUCAACCCGGAGCACAGCUCCCACCUCAAGGCCCAGGCGGCCGUGCACCCGCAGCAGGCUCCGACGCAGCCGCCCCAGAAAGCCGCCCCGCUGUCCGCGUGCAGCGUCGCGACCACCCGGGCGGAGAACAAAGUCCGUCCACUGGGGCCGAGCAACGUGUCCAACAUCCAGCAGCAGCAGCAGCAGCAGCUGCAGCGGGCGUCCUCGCACCAGGGCCGGGCCAGGCCGGAGGAGGGGGCCGGGUACCCCGCGUGUGGACCGGCGAGGUACAGCGCGGGCUUCGAGAGGUCCGGCCGGAGUCUGGAGCGGAUCCCCGGCGCCCCGGAGGGAGGAGGCUGCUACAGGACCGACCCGAGCCACGCCGCUAAGCCGACACAGCCGCAGCAGAGCCGGGUCAGGUCCAUCGAGUCGCUGGCUCUGGAGUCACCGCAGCUCCAAGCACCAAGUGUUGUGAAAUCAGGUCUGCCAAGAUCUCAGAGCGAAUCAGCAACAGGGUUUACCGGCGGCUCCAGGCGACACGGGCGGAGUCGGGACGAGCAGAGACGGCACACCAUAUCCAACGGAGUGGAUUAUGGAAUGUUGAAGCAAAUGAAGGAGCUGGAGCAGGAGAAGGACUCCCUGCUGGCGGGCCUGGAAGUGGUGGAGCGGGCCCGGGACUGGUACCAGGGCCAAAUCCACAAUGUCACCGAGAGACAGCGGCAGGUCGGCCAGAGCUCCCACUGCACGGAUUUCUUCACAGAAGCCAAUCAGAGUCGCAUGAAUGUUCUCAUUCCCAAACUGCAGGAAGUCAACCACUGCCUUAAUGACCUCAUUUCCUGCACUGGGAUGCAGUCGUUUCCUGCCAGCGGCGCUCACACUGAAGCGCUCUCAGCGAACUCCCAGCCUCUGGCUCCAGCUCCUCCACAGGCCAUCCUGAGGCUGAAGGACCAGAACCGACUCCUCACACAGGAGGUGACGGAGAAGAGUGAGCGGAUCGCCCAGCUGGAACAGGAGAAGUCAGCAUUGAUAAAACAGCUUUUUGAGGCCCGAGCCCGCAGUGCACAAGACACCAGCACCAUGGACUCCACCUUCAUCUGAAAACAGUGACACUCCACCCAACAACACAACACGGCGACGCAACGUCGACGUACUUUUAUAAGUACUGAAGCCGACUCUUUGUUUACCCGACUGACCACUUGUGGCAGUGACGCACCUUUAGCCAGGACACGCCGAAACCCUUGACUGCAAAAUGUCACUGCUGCACCCCAACCUAACACAUGCACUACCUAGAUGUGAACACUCCCAAGAGUCGAAAGACUCUUUUACUUGCUGCCUUCCCACUCCCUGCACCCACUAAGCUGAAAAGACUGCAAAAAAACCCCAUCACUCCAUUUCCUUUUCUUGCAUCUGCAAGAUCUCCAGUCCCACUCCCAAAAGAUUGUUGUCUUUCUUCUGCUGCUUGACUGAACAGGCAGCAAUAAAAACUUUUAACUUAGCGGUCCAAAGAAUGAAUUGGACAAUGGGGGAAUGGUUUUUGUUGGAAUAAAAUGCCAUAUUCUUACAGUUUAAUAUGAAAAAUAAAGCUGCAUCUGCGUGCUGUGACCUAUCGGUUCCAUUUUCGUUAAAAUACUUUUUAAGUUUGGCACUUGAGCUCGGUCAUUAUGAGGUACACUUCACCCUUGUCGUUCAGUAUCCCCUUCCUUUUAAUGUAAAUGAAUAAUAAUGUUUACCUGACACUUUGCUUUUUUGGUUUUUAAGUUUCAAACAAGGAGGGGAAACGGCGACGAACAGGAUUUUACUGUGUUUUGUAAUAGCAUGUUAAAUGGUAUAACCUUUCACGAGUUUUGAGAUUUUUUUUUAGUUUGAAACAAGAGAUGGGAGGACGGUUUACAAACCAGCGAGAUGUUGCGGCAGAGACAGAGAUGAGAGAAGUUUGCACGUGGAAGAGAGCUGAGAAGAACAAACACGCUGGACGGCGAAUGUGUCGGAGAUGUGUGGGCGACGUUCUGAUGAGAUGUCGGCAACGAAACUGAA